Molecule: messenger RNA, 852 nt
Organism: Closterium sp. NIES-67
Lineage: Eukaryota; Viridiplantae; Streptophyta; Zygnematophyceae; Desmidiales; Closteriaceae
Source: the annotation of a GenBank genome assembly
AAUGGGCGGCGCUCAAUGGGCGUUGGGCGUGUAAAAGAAGCCGUGGCUAAAGUGCUGGGUGCUCGUACACCGGUAAAAGCUGUUGCAGCAAGCGCGGCGAAGAAGCCUUCGGCCAAACCAGCGGCUAAAACCGCUGCCGUUAAGCCAGCAGCCAAGUCAGCAGCUAAAACCGCUGCCGCUCAACCAGCGGCCAAACCAGCAGCUAAAACUGCUGCCGCUAAACCAGCAGCCAAACCAGCAGCUAAAACCGCUGCCGCUAAGCCAGCAGCCAAACCAGCAGCUAAAACCGCUGCCGCUAAGCCAGCCGCCAAACCAGCAGCUAAAACCGCUGCCGCUAAGCCAGCAGUCAAGCCAGCAGCUAAAACCGCUGCCGCUAAGCCAGCCGCCAAGCCAGCAGCUAAAACCGCUGCCGCUAAGCCAGCCGCCAAACCAGCAGCUAAAACCGCUGCCGCCAAGCCAGCCGCCAAGCCAGCAGCUAAAACCGUUGCCGCCAAGCCAGCAGCCAAACCAGCAGCUAAAACCGCCGCCGCUAAGCCAGCCGCCAAGCCAGCAGCUAAAACCGUUGCCGCCAAGCCAGCAGCCAAACCAGCAGCUAAAGCCGCCGCCGCUAAGCCAGCAGCCAAGCCAGUGGCUAAAACCGCUGCCGCUAAGCCAGCAGCCAAACCAGCAGCUAAGCCCGCCGCCGCUAAGCCAGUAGCCAAACCUGCUGCCGCCAAGCCGGCCGCUGCGAAGCCUACGCCGGCCACUCCGGCAGCGACCCCGGCAGCCGCCACCGCUCCAACCGCACCGGCAAGCAGCACCCCUGCACCGGCAGCGCCAAGCACUACCCCAACCAGCGCUUCCUAAGCGCCG